Molecule: messenger RNA, 207 nt
Organism: Aureobasidium musti
Lineage: Eukaryota; Fungi; Ascomycota; Dothideomycetes; Dothideales; Saccotheciaceae
Source: the annotation of a GenBank genome assembly
AUGGCGUCCUCCCCAUCAAUACCAGACACCACACCAACAGAGCCAGAAGCAGAAGCAACACUAGCAUCAGACGAAUCCCUCCGAACCGACAUGCCAAUGACAAUGGCAGCAUCAGUGGUGCUUGAACAUUUACCCCGCGAUGCGCACACCGCACUCUCAAAAGCAGGCCUCUUGGACAAGGAGAAAAGUGUUUGCGCCGGGUCUUGA